This is a messenger RNA of Impatiens glandulifera, 4015 nucleotides long. RefSeq lists its product as uncharacterized. Gene Ontology annotation, cellular component: gamma-tubulin complex; equatorial microtubule organizing center; spindle pole. Lineage: Eukaryota; Viridiplantae; Streptophyta; Magnoliopsida; Ericales; Balsaminaceae. Gene Ontology annotation, molecular function: gamma-tubulin binding; microtubule minus-end binding. The coding region runs from base 123 to 3791 and encodes 1222 amino acids. The transcript is spliced from 14 exons. The record is from RefSeq and is a predicted model, not a curated record. Gene Ontology annotation, biological process: mitotic cell cycle; spindle assembly; cytoplasmic microtubule organization.
UUCCCUCCGCCUAUCGCCGCCGUGGUCCUCCGUAUGAACAAUCGAGCAAUCGAGGAGGGACGAAUCACCUGUUAAAUCUCUAAACCUCUGAGAAAACCUAAACAAGUUUCUUUCUCUUAUCAAUGGCGGUUGAUACCAAUUUCGCAUCGCUGUUUGAUAAGCUGAAGCCAGAAGACGCAUGGCUUCCUCCAAGACCUUGGGAAUCUGUUCCAUCUGAAGCGGGAAUUGCCUACUCGAAUGCUUCAUUUUCCCAGUCUUCUUUCAGUAAACCUCUAUAUGAUACUUCUACUGUCUCUGAAGCAAGUUUGGUUAGGCUUGCAAUGAAUGCACUACAAGGUACAGAGUCUUCUCUUUUAUCUAUUGAGAAGCUCUGUGCUAAAUUCUCUUGUGAGUCAUCUGACAGAACCUUCCACCGAAUUAACAACCUGUGGAACCGUUCAUCUAGCACUCUUUCCCUAGGGAAGAUAUUGAAGUCCAUUGGAUUCUCAGGGUGCACCAUCUUUCUUCUCCAUAAAUUUGUAGAAGAAUUUUCAUAUGUGAAUGUUGAUGAGAUCCUUAAAUGUGGUAAGCAGUUGAAUUCGGAAAAUUCCAAUGAUAACAGAGGGUCCCUCAAACAUGGACUUGUCAAUCAGGCAUUCUCUAGUGCUCUGAAGAAGAUAUUGGAAGGUUUUAUUUCCUCUAUCUCUACUUUGUAUGCAUCAGUUGGUCUGAGGCAUUUUUCAGAGACCAGUCAUCCUUCUUGCUCAAAUCAGGGAGUAGGCCAUUUAGGAAGUGUGACCCAUUCUGAAGCUACUUUGUUGGAAGUUUUCCUGCAUACAAAGGAAUUGAGAACACAAAUUGAAGCUCUUGGAAAUAUCUGUUGUGUAUACAACACGUCUGUCUCCUUCUCUGUUAUUCCCUUACAAGAAUUAUAUGUAAAAGCAAAGUCAGAUUUCCAUGACUUCCCUAGCGGUGCUGAUCUGCUCACUUAUUUGUAUGCACAAUUACGGGUUGCAGAUCCAUCCCACUCCGCCCUCCUCAGAUUUCUAUUUCUCCAUGCAUGUGAACCAUAUUUUGAAUUUAUAAGAUCAUGGAUUUUCAAUGCUACACUCAGUGAUCCUUAUGAGGAAUUUUUAGUAGGGUGCAAUGACAAGACAUCAUCAUAUUUGCCAACUGAAGCUUCGAGCUUGAAUUGCCCUUCAAUGGCAACUGUCAGGGAGCGUGAUGGAGUUGCCAUUCCUUGUUUUCUAAAAGAAUACUCAGGUCCUAUUAUCAGAGCUGGUCAGCAGCUUCACGUGUCUCUGAAGUUACUUGAGUUAUGUAAUAAUCCAGGAAGCACAAACCGUAUCUAUGAAGACCUUCUUCCUUCCUGGAGUGAUUUCUCAUGUGAUUCUCCAUUUUACUCCUCUAUUUUGACUUUUGAUAAAAGAAACAUCAACACCCUGUUCAAUGCAAGAAGCAGCUACUAUAAAACAAUGCUGGAAAAACUUGACACUGUCUUGGAAAACUUGGAGGUAACAUAUCAACAGGUAGCUUUGCGGGGCAAUGCUAUGGGUUGGGCGCAUAACAAUCAAGGAUAUCCAUAUAUUCCUAUGCCUGUUAUAAAUGAUGAGGAUGUCACUUAUACUAUAUCUGAUGAUGUAAAUUUGAACAGCGCUCAUGAUGCCGAGGAAUCUGAGGAAUCAAGUAUGAGAAGUGAACUCUCUUAUAUGGAGGAUCAGGCUGAUUCUUCUGAGUGCUCGUCAACAUGCGGGUCUGAAGAGCAAAGUGAGCCUGAGCAGUUAAUUCACAGUUCUAAUAGCUUUGCUGGGCUUGACCAGAAAUAUUUGUCUUCCUUAAACAUUAUCUCCAGUACCAUGUCUGACAAUUUUUUCCAGAAACCUUUUCAGCAUGUUCUGAAGGACAUGGACAGUGUUUUGAGUAAAAAUUGUGAGAACACUGAUACUCUUGAUCAGUUUAAAGAACCUCCUCAUAAGCAAACAGGUUACUCAAAUGAUGGUUCCCUGCAACUAGAGUUGGAUUGUUCUCAAAGCUUGCAGCCGCCUGGUUUUGUGAGAAAUGGUUUCCACUUUGACAGACAUCUUCUAGAUAGAAACUAUUUCCUUACCUCUGACUUUCAGCUACCAUUUAGUGGAGGAAUUUCAAAUGCUAUGGAGAAAGAAAUGUCACACCCCUGUAGUACAAUUUCAAACAGAAAGGAUUCAAACAAGAAAACCACUGAGGUGGCUAACUUUGCAGACCAACAACAUUCUUCAUUAGAUUCAUUUGUUCUGCAGACCCAAAAGCAUAAAAACCUCUCCCAUCUUUUUUGCAUGAAUCCUACAUGGAUUGAAAAUAAACUCUUGGUUAAGUCAGGGGGCAGUUACUACACAGAUCAUGGAGAAUCAUUUUCUUUCUUUGAUUUUUCAUCUGUGAAAGACCCUUGUAAAGUAUAUGUGGAGAAUACUACAAGUCAAAGAAGUUGUAUACACGAGCCUAGAAUUACUCAGAAUUCUAAUACUGGUGCUGGUAUGAGUGCUUCCUAUGAUUAUACUCAAUUUACUGCCAAUAACAUCACACAUGAGGAAACCAUGACCUCUCAUGGGAAGUUAACAGUAUCAUUGGAUGACAAACAAGAAGAUAUUUCCUCAUUUUGUUUUGGUGUUAAUGAUUUGCAAAAUAUGCCUAGCUCAUCUGCUGAAUCUUUCAACACCAGUGACAGGGGAACCAUGCCUUCAACUCCUACAUUUGAAAUGCCACUUGAUUUUGUCAUUGAGAAAUGCCUCUUGCAGGAGAUUCGGCUUCAAUAUUCCUAUGUGAGCAAGUUAACUAUCAAACUACUUCUUGAAGGAUUUGGUUUGCAAGACCACUUAUUGGCAUUAAGGCGCUACCAUCUCAUGGAAGUGGCAGACUGGGCAAAUAUAUUUGUCACAGCUCUUUGGAAUCAUAAAUGGCAUGUAAUGGAGGCUAGUUCAGAAGUGUCAGAAAUUCAAAGAUUACUUGAGUCAUCAGUGCAGAGAUCUUCAUGUGAAGGGGAUAAAUACAAGGGUAACUUAUAUGUCUAUUCCAAGAGGAAGGGCAUAAUGACUUCAUCUAUAUCAGGCAUAGGAGUUGAUUCAUUUGACUUCAUUGGCUUGGGAUACAUGGUGGAUUGGCCGGUAAAUAUGGUUUUGACUCCAGAAGCCUUGGAAAUGUAUACACAUAUAUUUAAUUUUCUGAUGGGAGUCAAGCUUGCUGCCUUCUCACUAGCUGAUAUUUGGUGCUUAUUGAAGGACCAUCAUUCUGGACAACAUGAACCACAUAUUGGAGAAUUCAACAUGCUAACCAAGAUGAGGCACCAAGUUGAUCAUUUUGUCUCAACAUUGCAGCAGUAUGUCCAAUCACAGCUAUCCCAUGUAUCCUGGUGCGAGUUUCUGGAUUCUCUGAAACACAAGGUCAAAGAUAUGAUGGACCUGGAAACACUACAUAUGGAAUAUCUAGCUAAUUCCAUGCACGUAUGCUUCUUGUCUGACGAAUUGCAGUCGGUUGGUGCCAUAAUCCGAAACAUUUUGCAAUGUGCUGUGGACUUCAAAUCCUGCUCGACUGUAGGAGUAGCAGAUGCGGCUGGUGUCGACAGAGAUUUGUUUGGCAAACAUUCUUGCAUCAACAUUUCACAGGUGUUGGCAAUUAAGCAAACUUUUGACAAGAAUCUGAAGGAAUUAUAUUUGUGCCAUCUCAAGUCAUCAAAACACACGGAAUAUCGCGGUGUUUCGCGUUUCUGGCGAUAUCUCAAUUAUAACGAGUUCUACACAGAUACAGAUUAUGAAAUAACUCGCCAAACACUUCAACUUUGACCAUAGUUGGAACAAAACAUCAACAUGGUAUUUGGUUUUUCACUUUUAUCAUAUUUUCCUUUUCGGUAUCUUCAUAUUGAAAUACCACGUCUUGUCUUUUUUGUUUCAUCCAAGGAUGUCUCAUAAGAUUGCAUUGGCAUCUCUGAUAUAACGAUUAACCGUUGAACUAGCACAUCCGUUUUCGUAGAAAAGAUUGAUUCUUACUAGAUAUAUAUCCUAGUUAG